AUGGCGCUAGGCAAGAGGUCUUCCCAGAGCAAUGGGCGUCGACGCUCCCUGAUGGACGACGAAGAUGACGACAUCGAUGCCGUCUCGCCAAAGCGCAUCCGCACCAAUCACCAAGUUCCGCUCAGCAAUCGCGACGGCACUCCAGUACAGUCACGGCCUCGGCCGCAUCGACCUGAACAACCAGAAGAGGAUGACGGCGUGGUGACGCCAGAUGAGGGUGUAAGCGAUCAGGAGCAGGAGCACGACGACGACGACGACGACGACGAAGACACGGACGAAGAUGAGCAUGAUGAGAUCGACUCCGACGAGGACAGGGCCGAGCAGGAGCGCCGUCUGGCUGACGCAGAUCAGGGCACCGCUCAGUCCGGUAUCGUCGAAAAGAUUGAGCUGCGCAACUUCAUGUGCCACGCCAACUUCACCAUCCAGUUUGGCCCCAAGCUCAACUUUGUCAUGGGUCGCAACGGCAGCGGCAAGAGCACCAUCCUCACCGCGCUCAUGGUAGCGCUCGGCGGCAAGACUAGCUCCACCAAUCGCGGCUCCAGCCUUAAGGACCUCGUCAAGAAAGGCGAGUCCAGUUCCACCAUCAUCGUGACCUUGCGCAACCAAGGCAGCGAUGCCUUCAAGCCAGAAGCGUACGGCAACUUCAUUAUCAUCGAACGUCGCAUCCUGGCCGAAGGCGGCGGCACCUGGAAGAUGAAGUCUGCCGCCGGCAAGGUCGUCGCCACCACAAAGUCGGAGCUCGAGUCGUUUUGCGACUUUGCCAACAUCCAGCCUGACAAUCCCAUCCACAUCCUCACCCAAGAUACCGCCCGGCAGUUCCUUGGCAGCUCAGACCCCGCCGAGGUGUACAAGUUUUUCCUUGAAGGCACCCAGCUUAGCCAGCUGGUGCGCGAGUACAAUCUCAUCGAGACGCACGUACGCAGCAUGAAGGCGGCGCUCGCGCUCAAGUCCGGCGCCCUAGAACAGCUAGAGACCCUCGCACAACAUGCGCUUCAGCAGUGGCAAAAGGUGCGCGAGACGCGUGGUUACCAGGACAAGAUCGAUAUGCUCGACCGAGAGUUUGUCUGGGUCCAAGUCCAAGACGCCGAGGCACAGUUGCAGCACGCCGUGGAAAAGACCGAACGCAUCCGCGCAAAGCUCGUCAAAUGCGACGACAGCCUCAAAGAAAGUCUCAAGGCACUUAAAGAGUGCGAGGAGCGCAUCGUGCAGCUCGAGGAUGAGGACGGCAACUUCGAUCGCGUCUUUGCGCCGAUUCAGGAGGAGCAUGCCGAGCUCGUGCGCAAAGCCAAGGACCUAGCACAGCAGAUCAAGGCGUUCAACGUCCAGGAGCGCGAACUCAACGACAAGAUCAUCGAAAUCAACAGAGGAAUCGAGAGAUACGAGGACCAGAUUCGCGAAGAGACCGCCAAGCUUGCCCACGACGGCAAAUCACGGCGUCAGCAGCUCGAGGAUGAGCGCCAGUCGGUGCAAAGGCAGCGCCAAGAACUUCAAGAUCAGACGCUGGACAAGGAAGAGCAACAACGCGAGCUCGAAGCGAAAAUCGCCGAACUGACCGGCCUCGAAGACUCCCACGGUCAAGAUCUACGUCGCCUGAAGGACGAAUAUGGCGCGAACGGUUCGCGACUUGCGCAGUUGCGCGAGAGCAGCAAAAAUCGCCUCGCCGCAUUCGGUGGACCAAAGAUUCCCGCCUUGCUUCAAGCCAUCAACAGCGAGAGCGGCUGGAGGUCCAAGCCCAUCGGACCCCUCGGUACGCAUCUCAAGCUCAGGGACGCGCGCUGGCAGAGGGUGCUCGAAAGCGUCAUCGCCAACAACCUCAAUGCCUUUUUCGUCUCGAAUCACGCGGAUCGCAUGCGCCUCAAGAAGAUAAUGGAUCGCCUCGGUGUCCAUUCGCCCAUCAUCAUUGGUGCCGAAACGCUGUUCGACUACUCUUCCGGGGAGCCACACCGGGACAUUACCACCAUACUGCGAGUGCUCGACUUCGACAACGAGAUCGUCAAACGUCAGCUCAUCCUUGCCGUCCACAUCGAGCGUGCAGCUCUGGUUGAAAGGCGUGCCGAAGGUGACAGGCUCAUGCGAACAACCCCCGCCAACGUGCAGGUCUGCUUCUCCGCCGACAUGUUCAGCAUUUCCGGUGGACAGGCCGGCUCGCUAUCUGCUGCUCUGCAGGAACACAGAGGUGCACCUCGUCUCUCGCAGAAUGUCGGCGACGUCAUCCGCCGAUUGGAAGAGGAACAGCAGCGCCUCGAAUCCGAGAUCGCCGCUUGCAACCAGCAGCUCCGUGAGCUCAGGCAGCAGAGGAGCGGUCACGAACGGUCAAGAGAGACGUGCAAGCGCGAGCUCGACGCCCUUCGAAGGCGCAAAGACAUUCUUCGCCAAGACCUGAGUCGGCUGGACGAGCAGAUGCAGGAGGCGGCGCCGGGUAACAUCUCGGCGCUCGAGGAAGCAAAGCGCGAGGUAGAGGCUGAGAAGGAGGUCAUCCUGCAGCAGUUUGAAGAGAUACAGUCGCAAAAGGCUGCCAUCGUCGCCAAACGGACUCCGAUUCAGGACGAAAUCCAAGCGCUGGAAGUGCGCAAGAGCCAGGUCGAGGAGAGGAUAGGCAAUCUGCACGGCAACCUCCGAGAAGCUGUGGCUCAGCGAGUCGAGCAGAUGAACAAUCGGGAUCAUUGGCAGAGGAAACACGCCAGCAUCGAAGCCGAGGUGAAGGCGAGCGAGACCGAAGAAGCGAAUUUCGAGCAAGAUUACCAGAACGUCGAGCAGGCAGCUUUGCAGUACUGCGACAAGAUUGAGACGACACGGACGAUGAUCCAGAUCGAAAAGGAGAAGAAGGAGCUGCAGCUGCUCAAGAAGAAGGCGGCCUCGGAGGCAGGCGUCACCUUGGAGCAGGCUGCCGAGGAGCUUCAGAAACGCAAGCAGGCUCUGGCGGAAGCGAAGGACGAGGUUUCGAAUAUGAACGAAGCUGAACGAAGACUGCGAAGCUCUCUGGCGGUGCGAUACGCCAAGUGGAACUUCUUCCGUCGAUCCAUCGCGCUGCGAGCCAGGAGCAACUUCGCCCGCAACCUGGCGACUCGUGGCUACGAAGGGACGCUCAAGUUCAACCACAAGUCGGAGAAGCUCUCGCUGGCCGUCGAUACGCAAGCGCAAGACCAAUCGCAUCGCUCGAGCUCUGCAGCCGCGACGCAGCAGCAUUCCAACAAAGGAAUGUCGGGAGGCGAGAGGAGCUUCGCCACGGCGUGUCUGUUGCUGUCGUUGUGGCAGGCGAUGAGCUCUCCGAUCCGGUGCUUGGACGAGUUCGAUAUCUUUAUGGAUCAGGUGAAUAGGAGGGUGGCGUUGUCGAUGAUCAUGAACGAGGCUAGGUCGACACCGCACGUUCAGUAUAUCAUGAUCACGCCGCAGGAUAUGCCGGACAUGAGGGGAGAGAUGGACGAUGUCAAGAUGUUGGUGGUGAACCCGCCGGAGAGGAAUGAGGGUGCGCUGGCUGGGUGA
Molecule: messenger RNA, 3483 nt
Organism: Pseudozyma hubeiensis SY62
Lineage: Eukaryota; Fungi; Basidiomycota; Ustilaginomycetes; Ustilaginales; Ustilaginaceae
Product: potential nuclear DNA repair complex SMC ATPase
Exons: 1
Coding region: 1-3483 (1160 amino acids)
Biological process (GO): double-strand break repair via homologous recombination
Cellular component (GO): site of double-strand break; nucleus; Smc5-Smc6 complex
Molecular function (GO): single-stranded DNA binding; damaged DNA binding
Source: RefSeq, a predicted model, not a curated record